CCGAGGCUCCGCGCCGCUAGGCGGUCGGUCGUAGCUCCUGGGACUGCCGGCCCGGCAGCUAGCGGCAUGCCGGAGAAGCGGCUCUUCGCGGAGCCGCCAGAUAUUACAGAAGAAGAAUUUGAAAAUUGUUUGGCAACAGACGACUUCCUUGUGGAUUACUUUAAUGAGUUCUUAAGCCUUCCUACCUUUUCAGAGGCGAUUAGAUUUAAUGUGGACUAUGGAGUGUUUGAAGUAGUUAAUGAGGCACCACAACUUCUGGAAAAGCAACUGAAAAAAAUUCUGCAAAACCAGCAACCUCGAAACCCCAUCUAUGAAGUUAUAAGGAAAGGGAAAAGUGAUGCUAAGCCUUUUCAGAAGAGUGUCCCCUGUGAAGAUGAGGCCAUUAAUAUCAGCUACACCAUCAUGUGUCUCAACCGUGAAGAAGGUAUUAAGUGGAUCAAAAGAAAACGACUUCCAGCAUUUCUGGAAAGUGACUGCUACUUUGAAUACAGGUUAGCCAAGUUGAUCUCACAAGCAACAUGGAGCAACUCAGGUAUAAAUUUCAUAGUAGGUACAAACCUUUCCCCCUGGAUCCUGAGAAAACCACACACUCCACCUCUUUCCACCACCGAAGAGGAAGAUCUCUUGAUUAUGAAAAAGUUCUACGUUUCUCUUGGCCAGGCCUCCUAUACUCAAACAAAAGACUGGUUUACACUAGCAAAGCAAAGUCAGAAAACAGUAACGACUUUUUCAUUGCCUUGCUCUGGACCCCACCAAAAAAUUGCAUCCCCAGCUGUUUCCGAGACUUUUAUCUUUGAUGAUGGAGUUCACCCCAGGAGAGCAAAAAGCCCAUCUAAAACCACUACAAUAAUUCCCGAGAUGGAAGAAGAAGAAGAAGGGUCUGUAUCAGUAAAAGACACACCUUCUCAAGCUCUUCUGAGAAUCUACCUUGAAAAGAAGGACGACCAGGACAGGAACCUGAUAGUGCAUUUCUCAUCGGUUGAAGAAUUCCUAAACACCUAUAUACUCUUUAUCUUGAAGGAAGCCAUUGAGCACAUCAGUGGCCAUUCCUUUAGUAACAGUCCAGGCUAUAUCAACUUCUACAACGUAUCCCAAGUGGCAUUUGAUAUUGCCAAGCCUGUGCCUAUCAGGAAAGUCGUAAGUUCUCCCCAUGUUGAAACCGUAAAGGAAAUGUCAGAAGAUAAAUUGGAAACAGUAAGUUUAAGUUCAAAGAGUGAGAGUGUUGGGCCCGAGAGCAGGGCUGACUGGUGCAUUUCUCACAGAACCUAUGACAUUGGCAACAGAAGGGAAUUUGAAAGAUUUAAGAAGUUUUUAAAGGGCACAUUAGGGGAAAGAUACUGGUGGCUGUGGAUGGACAUCGAGAGGUUAAAAGUUCUUAAGGAACCUGAUAGACAUCAAAGACAUCUUGAGAAAAUGAAAAAAUGCUACCUUGUGAGCAGUGGGGAGCGUUACCUUUCUACAGAAAUCUUGUCUAAGUUUAAACUGCUACAUGGAUCCCGGUGGACAGAAGAACAUUUGAAAAACAUUCAGACUGAGGUACUAAAACCUCUGCUUCUGUACUGGGCACCAAGAUUUUGUGUUACUCAUUCGUCUUCAACAAAAAAUGCUAGUGCUGAACUGAAAUUCUGGCGCCUUCGUCAAGAGAAACCAAGGAAGGAUAUUGACCCUUUCCCACAGAUAGCAACCCUCCUGCCAUUAAGACCAAAGUCUUGCAUUCCACAGACCCCUGAGGUCCAGGGAGAAGAAAUCGGUUUAUUUCAGCCAUCUAAAUCUCCUAAGAAAUUAUCAAAAGUAAUCCAAGAGACUAAAAAAUUUGGGAGAAGUGAGUCUUUGCAUCCAGUUUCUUAUAAAGAUAAUGGAUUUGAGAAAGGGUCAAAGUGGUUACCAGAGGCCACCACAGUGGUCCGUUUGACAUCUUUUACUGACAUCUCUGAAUGUCUGAAGCCCCAGCUGGACAGAAAAUAUACUUAUACAGAAGAACUUAAUGUUAAAACUGUGUCAGAUGUUGGAGCUUUGAGAGGAUAUGACAUGGAAAACUUGUUACAAUCUUUGUAUGUAGAAAAUAGAGCUGGAUUCUUCUUUACUAAGUUCUGCGAGAAUUCGGGAAACAAGCUGUGGAAGCACAGUGUGUACUUUUGGUUUGACCUACAGUCUUAUCAUCAGCUAUUCUACCAAGAAACGCUUCAGCCUUUUAAAGUGUGCAAGCAAGCACAAUUUCUUUUUGCCACAUAUAUUGCUCCAUCAGCCACUCUGGAUAUUGGACUCCAACCAGAAGGAAAGAAAGACAUUUACAUGAGAAUACAGCCACCAUUUGAAGACCUUUUUGACACAGCAGAAGAGUAUAUCCUUCUCAUCCUUCUGGAACCCUGGACACAGAUGGUGAUGUUAGACCAGAUGGCUUACAGAAAGGUGGAACUACAGGAAGAGACUCGGCAGCUAGAUUCUACAUCCUUCAGACGGCUACGUGCUUUGCAUAAAGAAACAGUUUCCAAGAAGGCUGAGGACACCACUGCAACUGCCAUGCUGUCGCUCUCUGAUAUCUCCAAACAAACAGAAUAUUGGAGUAAUGUUCCCGAGGAAUACAAGCAUUUUACCUUUAAUGAUCUACUUAACAACAAACUGGAAUUUGAACAUUUCCGCCAGUUUCUAGAAUCUCAUUCUUCAAGCAUUGACCUUAUGUGUUGGAUAGAUAUCGAACAGUUCCGAAGAAUCCUUUUUAAAGACCAAAGCCAAAGAGAAAAAAAGUCUAUAUACAUUAAAAACACAUAUCUUAAUAAAAAAUAUUUCUUUGGACCCAGAAGUCCAGCUUCUUUGUAUCAACAGAACCAGAUAAUGCUUAUGAGUGGUGGCUGGGGCAGAAUCCUUCACGAGCAGCUCGACGCAUCUGUGCUGGUCGAAAUCCAGAAGCACGUCUUAAAUAGGCUGGAAAAUGUGUGGCUGCCAUUGUUCCUCUCCAGUGAACAGUUCGCAUCACGUCAGAAGAUAAAGAUACGGAUGAAAGAUAUAGCGGAUGAGCUUUUACAGCAGAGGCAUGACAGGAAAAUCGGAAUUUGGAAGCCUGUGGCGAGUAAGUGGAUCUCUUCAUCCUGUGAGAUUAUUGCUUUUCGUAAAGCAUUAUUGAAUCCAGUCAUAGCAAGGCAAUUUCAACGAUUUGUGGCCCUGAAAGGAGAUUUAUUGGAAAAUGGAGUACUUUUUUGGCAAGAAGUACAAAAGUUUAAGGAUCUGUGCCACUCACAUUGUGAAGACUCUGUCAUUCAGAAGAAGAUCACAACCAUCAUCAACUGCUUCCUUAACUCCUGUAUCCCACCAGCUCUACAGAUAGAUGUUCCAGCUGAGCAAGCUCAGAAGAUUAUUGAACACAGGAAGGAGCUGGGGCCGUAUGUGUUCCGAGAGGCACAGAUAACAAUUUUUGGGGUUCUGUUUAAGUUUUGGCCACAAUUUUGUGAGUUUAGGAAGAAUUUAACUGAUGAAAAAAUUAUGAGUGUUUUAGAGAGAAGACAAGAAUAUAAGCAGAAACGGAAAAUGUCAGAGUCAGAGGAAGAGAAGAUUGGAAAGCCUGGAAUCAAACAGUAUGCAAGUGCUACAGGCUCUCUUACAAAAACUGCUUUAGCCAGUGAGUCCUUACUAGGUCUACAAGCCUAUGGCCGACAGCCAACCUGGUGCUAUUCAAAGUACAUAGAAGCACUGGAACAAGAGCGGAUUCUUCUGAAAAUUCAGGAAGAAAUGGAAAGGAAGAUGUUCACAGGGUAGCAGCCUUUGAGUCCGUGUCUACACCCUGCUGCUGAUAGGUACAAGGUAAGGCUUGCUGUGAGGCUUCCUUUGACUCCACACCCUCCCCUACAGGCAAACCUGCGCAGACUCAAACCGCACGUCUCCCACUCUCCCAUGCCUCACUACCAAAGAAAAGGGUAGAAGAGCUUGUCUUCUGAUUGACAAACAGUACGCUCUCUCAAGAAAAGAUGCCUCUAGGGGAGAAUGGCAAGCUUCCUAAGCUCCCCCAAGCUUCAGUGUGUGAAAGGCCCAAACACCCAGCUGAGUCCGUCUCCGUGCAUACACUGAUGAACUGUAGGAUUCUGAUUGGAUUCUAAUUCUAAUGUGGAAGCGAUUGUGUGAGCGCAGCCAAUGAAGGCACCUUCUCUGUCCUCUGUCUUACCUGGUUUCCCAGAAUCCUUUUCCCCAGCUCUUGGGGGCUGGAAGCGGGCUGGGGCGGCAGUGUUGGUGGUAAGCACUCCCCGGGCUGCUAAUCUUAUUUUCCUUCAAGUUAGCCUACCCCCGUCCCGCCUCAUAGCUUCACUACGUAAUGCCCUGAACUCUUAAGAUAUGUUUUGUUCGUUUGUCAG
Messenger RNA from Psammomys obesus (fat sand rat), 4340 nucleotides. RefSeq names its product regulator of G protein signaling 22 (gene Rgs22). Gene Ontology annotation, molecular function: G-protein alpha-subunit binding. Lineage: Eukaryota; Metazoa; Chordata; Mammalia; Rodentia; Muridae. The record is from RefSeq and is a predicted model, not a curated record. Gene Ontology annotation, biological process: regulation of signal transduction. Bases 67 to 3750 code for a protein of 1227 amino acids. The transcript has 26 exons.